AUGGCCCCUCCAACAGCAAUUGAUGUCGAGGGUGUCGUCGACACCGAAUCCGUAGUCAUUCCCGAUCCACUUACUGUCAAUGGGGUUUCUGCAAGACGUGCAAAGGCUGGGAAAUUUACGGCUGGCGUAGCAGCAUUUACAACUAGUGAUCACUUCAAAAGCCCUUCAACAUGGAAACCAAAAGCAAAACGAUUUGAUCACCGCAUCUCUCUUGAGAGUAGAUCAAGAAAGCCAUCGAACUUGAAAAGUGCUGCCAGAUAUUUGGGCCCUGGAAUGAUUUCUCUUGGUGGAGGUCUACCAUGCCCUGAAUAUUUCCCAAUCGAAGAAAUAUCCAUCAAGGUUCCUACAAUACCUCACUUCUCGGAAAAACAAACAAAAGAAUCUGGAACUAUCAUAACUGCUGGAAAGUAUGAUGUGUCAGAAGGCAAGGGAGCAUACGAUUUGUCUAUCGCACUCAACUAUGGACAAGGUACAGGAUCUGCACAGAUGCUUCGAUGGGUGACAGAGCAUACCGAAAUUGUUUGCAAUCCACCUUAUGCAGAUUGGGGUUGUACUCUUACUGUAGGAAGUACAUCAGCUUUGGAGCAGGCAUAUCGCAUCUUCUGUGAAAGGGGUGACUACGUGUUAUCCGAAGAAUAUACUUUUGCUUCUGCUGUAGAGACUGCAGCCCCUCUGGGUAUAAAAUUCUUGGGUGUCAAAAUGGAUGCUGAAGGUCUUUUGCCAGAAGUCUUGGAUGAGAUUUUGAGCAACUGGGAUGAAAAGGCAAGAGGUGCUAGAAAGCCAUUCGUUCUUUACACCGUACCUUCCGGACAAAACCCUACAGGCGCAACACAAAGCACCAAAAGACGACAUGCAAUUUACAAGGUUGCCCAAAAGCACGAUGUAUACAUUUUAGAAGAUGAACCUUACUAUUUUCUUCAAAUGCAACCGUACACCGGUCCAGAUGCUCCUGAUGUUCCACCACCGGCUAACAAUGAGGAAUUUUUAAAGGCUCUCAUACCAACUUAUUUAAGCAUCGAUACUGAUGGAAGAGUUAUGCGAAUGGAUUCUUUCUCUAAAGUCAUUGCACCUGGGACAAGAGUUGGGUGGAUCACCGCUUCCGAACAAAUUGUCGAGAGAUUCAUCAGGUCCAACGAGAACUCUAACCAAAACCCAAGUGGAAUCUCCCAAAUGGUUCUUUUCAAACUUCUAGAAGAAAACUGGGGACAUGGUGGUUACCUUCAAUGGCUCAUCAAUCUUCGAUUGGAAUAUACUAAGCGUCGAAACGUUAUUCUUGCCGCUUGUGAAAAAUACUUGCCCAAGGAGAUUGUAAGCUGGAAUCCGCCAACUGCUGGCAUGUUCCUGUGGCUCCAAGUAGAUUGGCAUAAACACCCAUCUGCCAAAACCAAGUCAAUUGGAGAUAUCGAACAAGAAAUUUUCCUCGCUGGUAUCGGUCAAGGUGUUCUCAUUUGUCCAGGUAGUUGGUUCACAGCUGAGAAGAGUGGCUUUGUACCAGUAGAUAUGUUUUUCCGCGCCACAUUCGCUGCUGCAUCGGAAGAGAAGAUGACAGAGGCGAUUGAGAGAUUUGGCGUGGCUGUUAGAAAUAGCUUCGGCGUUGAGUAA
This is a messenger RNA of Sclerotinia sclerotiorum 1980 UF-70, 1602 nucleotides long. RefSeq lists its product as hypothetical. The record is from RefSeq and is a predicted model, not a curated record. The coding region runs from base 1 to 1602 and encodes 533 amino acids. NCBI's taxonomy places the organism in Eukaryota, Fungi, Ascomycota, Leotiomycetes, Helotiales, Sclerotiniaceae. Gene Ontology annotation, biological process: aromatic amino acid catabolic process; L-tyrosine biosynthetic process. The transcript is spliced from 4 exons. Gene Ontology annotation, molecular function: pyridoxal phosphate binding; L-2-aminoadipate:2-oxoglutarate transaminase activity; aromatic-amino-acid:2-oxoglutarate transaminase activity.